AAGUUGAAUGUUAUAGUAUUUUAAUUUUCAGAAAAUCAGUAUUCUUUUAAUAUAUACUAUUGUGAAAUGCAAGAUACGAUAGCAGGUCGUUCAAGAAUCGGGAUAGAGUUCAAGACUUUAGUACUUAGUAAUCCUUGAUAAGGCGCCUGAAAUUUGAAAUCGGGGAAAUAUUUAUUCAUUUCAAUGAACAAGUAUUGAACAUAAGAAAUCCUUUUAAAAUGUCAAUUUAAGCUAUCUUCCUGUUGUGUAAUUUUGAUUGAUCAUUGAAUUGUCAGAGAGGUAUGUAUGCCCAGACUUUCUUUAUUCUGAAAACUUAACAACUCCUUUUUUAUAAGUAUUCUGAGAUAUAAGGUAAUUUCAACACAGAGAGAUAUCUAUGUAAUAUAUAUAUAUAUAAUCAUCAAGGUGUGAUGAAGUGACAGAACGAGUCGGAUGUCCUUUUUUCUUUCUGACAGUAGAUAAAUUAUUUCCUCUGGAUAAAGAAAACCUUUCUAACCACAGGUGUCGGGUUUACACCUCAUCAAGUUAGGGAGAUUUUUUGUUGUUGCUUGGACUAGGUUUUUAGAGGUGAUCAGUUUCAGAUAAUUGUGCAUUUCUCACUGCUGUGCUAAACAUCUCUAUCCAUAUUGAAUCAUAAAGGAUGAAUACUGGGAUGUGUUUCCGUAUUUAGCUCCAUCAGGUGUGAGCUGCCGGGUGUAAAUUGUGCGUGAAGUUUACCAUAUGAACUUUGUGAAAUAACACCUUACAGGUGUUGUCGUGAAUGUAAUAAAGGGUUUUGCAGUAUUUAUCACCUGAACAGUUGGUUUACAAAGCAUUAUUAUGUUGUAAUACUUGUGAUUAAGUGCAUGAAUGGAUUUCAUGCCAAAUUACGUGUAAACCAAAUUAUUUUGAAGAUUAGUUUCCUUUAAUUGUGUGGUUUGUUUAUGGAUCACUGAGCAGGCAUAUAUCUAUUAGACGUAUAGUGUAUCAGCAAGCUUCUGGAGCUUUUUUUUUUAAAAUUAUCACAAAUAGGUAUUAAACAAACUGCAUACAGGAUAAUUUCAUAGAUGCAAUUUCUCUGAAUGAAAUAUAUAUACUGUGAAACAUUCUGGCUUUCCCGUUAGUGCAACUGCAUGAAUUGUGUCCGUUAAAUGUACAGGGAUUUACCCGGGUUGUAUAUUCAGUAUACCCUGAUAGAACAUGAAUAACACUUUUAUUUCCUACAUGUAUGUAACCAAAUGAUAUUACAUGUAAUUACACGCAGUCUUCGAAAUUAGCCGGUAGUCCGAUGCCCGAGGCGUGUAAAAUAACAGUUGGGCGUGUAAAACGUUGAACUUCAAGCGCCCGUCGGGCCUGUGGAAAAUAAAUACCCCUCUUUUCAAAAUCAUAUUAUUUUAUUCGAAAUCAUUAUUGUAAAAAUACGUGUCUCACUCUGUGAAAUCAAGUCAUUAUGUUACGUAAUAAAAACAUGAACUGAUCCCGAAGAAACAGUCCCGACCUAAAUUACGCACUUCCGAUUACAGGGAACCAGAUGUAAUGUCAAAGUCGUAUACGCGUUUGUUCCUAUGCCGUUUCCAAACGGAAAAACAAGAUGAAAAUAUUAACAGAUUGUCAAUGACAAACCGAUAGUAUGAAAACUUCCCUGUAACAUGAACUUCUUGAAAUAUGUCGAGGGUGCCAAACCGGGGAAAAGACAAAAAACGACCCCAACGUCAGAAGAGAAGAAAAACUCUAAACAGAACUAUGAACUGAAAAGGGAAAGAAAAUUUCAAAAGCAAUGGUUGAUAAAUCGUAAAAUUGAUCAAAAAAUGUCUUUUUUUCCCUUGCACUAGUAUGAUUGACAUGAUAACAAACAUUUAGUACAGCAUGAAGUUUUUAAUGUGGUUUUCAAAUCAAGAUAAGUUUUUUAAUAUGACUUCCAAAUUCGGGCCUGUAGAAUUGAUGGUGGGCCUGUAAAUUUUCCAACUUGCAGGCCCACUGGGCCUGUAAGUUAAAAAGUUAAGUGUGAAGACUGACACGUGUUUAAAAUAAUGAAAAAGAAGUCUUAGGCCUUAUUAAUUUAUUUUGUUUGAAUAAUAUCUAGCAUACUAAUAUUCUUAGGUUUGUAAUGAAAAUACUUAAAAAUAGUUUGAAAUUGUUCAAGUAUUUACAUGUACAACACGUCUUAUUCUUUACAUGUAGAUAAACAUUGCAUUGUGAUAUCACUUAUUUACCUCUGGCUUCAGCAGAGUGUACAGAAACUUACACCCAGCUUGUUAACCAAUCAGAACUCAUCUUACAAGUUUGAUAGGAAUAGCUACUUUUACACAGGUUAUAGAUAUGAAUAUUCUCAUCUCUGAUGAGCAUUUGGUUAUUACUUCAUUGUUGUACUGGAGUAGUUUUACAUUUAAAAAUUAAAGUUUUUCUAAUCAUUGAGCAUUGCGGUUUGUUAACCACUUGUUUUUCUAUUCUGGUAAGCUGCGUGGUUUGUAGGCCUCUUGUUUUUCUGAUCUGGUGAGCAGUGUAGUUUGCAGGCCUCUUGUUUUUCUGAUCUUGUGAGCAGUGUAGUUUUUAAGCCUCUUGUUUUUCUGAGCGGUGUAGUUUGUAGGCCAUUUGUUUUUCUGAUCUGGUGAGUGGUGUAGUUUGUAGGCCUCCAGCUUGUGUGGUACUUACAUUUCUACAAGGGAGAGAAGAGAUAACAGGUAUCUGAAAUUUUAGCUUGUAAUCUCUAUAAUUUAUUUUGAUAUUCAGAGCUUCUGUUGUAAUUUGAGGAAGUAGAAGAUUGAUCUGAAAGCCGAUAAGAACAUUCUAAAGAUUGUUUCUAGGGUGGUAAGGAAAUUCAUGUGGAUAACUUGAAAUGUAACAACUAAGGAAAUAAAGACAGGUCAGCAUUGCCUUGGAAUAGUUUUACAACAACAAAAAUAUGUACAGCAUAUUUAAAUACAGAAAAUAUACAAGUUUCUAUUUCAUUGAAAAUGAAACAUCGAGGCACAGCUGUUGUUGAAAUUAUAGAUACUUGAUUGAAUAAAUAUUGGUACUUGGGGGACGGUAUAUUUUACCCGUGGAUAUAUUGAAAUCGGAAUUGAAAUAAUCAAUCACAAUUAAAAGGUUUAUUUGACUCAUCGCCCCUUAUGAUCUAUGUCAAACUUUUGCAAAAGGAGUCAGCUUAUUACAUUUUUGUUGAGGUCUAUCUGAUCAUUUUUGUGCUUACAAUACACAGUUGCUUGUGUCUUAAUAUUACAAAGUCAGUUGUACAGUGUGUCUAGAUUUGGACAAUGAUAUAUGAAAUUGAAACAAGAAAGCUUAAUUUUUCUUGUAAUUAAUGAGGGCUAAGUACAUGAAUGUAUGAGAAAUUAAAAGAGAAAUUUGUUUCACAUUUUAUCAAUAAGCUAAGAACGAUGUGUACUCUGAAGUACAAUAAUUUAUUUCUAUGGACCAGGCACUGUGUAAUCAAAGCACAUUGACAACAACUUGGCCCUGAUGAAAACUCUGUCAAUAUAGGGUAAGGAAGCCUUUUUUUACUGGUGGAACUUUAACAACUAUGGUCUAACGCCUAUGUUUAAAUAUUGAAUCAACUCCCAAUACUGGGCAUUUCCUGUUCAAUAAAGACAACUAAUGACCACAUCUAAGUGUUGACAAAUUUGUUCAAGGUAUAAAAAUACUGGUCAAUCCAAAGUUUAUAAUCUCUCACACAAACCAUUCUAGCUUUGAAAAAGAAUUCUCAAGUAAUUUUGUUUUGGGCACACUCCUUUCUAUAGUUUGGUCCAUUUUGGUUAAUUUUAUAGUGACUCUUUUUGAGGGCUAAUUUCACCUGUUUCCUUUGCUGUUGAGAAAAAAUUGCAGCUUUAAUUAAUGAUAAAUUGAAAGUCCACAGCUUCAAUUUGGCUUUUAAUAAGACAUAUUAUUAUAUAAACUGUACUAUAUACCAAUGAGAUGUUUCUCAAGGAUUUAAUAAACUGAACAGACUUCUGUUGACAUAAUGAUAAUGUGUGAAUACCUGUAUAGAGUGCAUAAAAUGUGUAAAUCUUAAGCCAAUUAAUGGCUGUAAUUAGCCCCUGUGAUUCAACCGGAUGUCCACAAGAAGGGCAACAGUUCGUGUCUUUGAUGUGAUUUAUGGAUUCUACAAUGUGCAGGUAAAUGGCCUUCACUUUUCCAGCCCUUAGUAUCAUAGACAUUUAUGAAAACUUCUUUUAAUGUGAAUUCAAUUGAACUAUUAGUGCUUCCAUGUCAUUUAUGUUUAGGUCAUUCCACAGGGGUCUUCAAAGGAACUGGUUUGUCAUAUUCUCAAAAUGCAGGCAGAAAUUAAUUGUAGAGCCAAUGUUGUAUGAAUCAUUCAUAACCACAAUGUUAUUAUUUAAAGGAAGGGAUUAUCUGAUUUCUUAAUAAUAUCACAAUAUACGGGAAGAUUAGUGGUUUGAUUAAUUAUUCACUCUUGUUGGAAUUAUCAAAAGUAAUAGAAUACAAAAGAAAAAACGAUUAGCCAUGGCUCUUUAAUGACAGUCGACAUGAGAAAUGGGAAGUCUGUUACAAUCACUCUCUGUAAGCCUUUUUUCAUUGGCUUUUAUCUUGUAAUGUGUAGUAAGAUUUCCAUGCACAAGGAUGAAUUCGCAUUCAUAAAGGACUUGUGCAAUCAGUGUAUCAAUAAUGGCAAUGGAUGUCUCAGUAAGCUUGAAGUCAUAUUAUUACAGUAUACCUGUCUGCUGGGAGUCGACCAGUUCUUAACAGAUUACAAUCUUUCUGAUCGGAAGCAAGGACAAAGACCUGCUACACUAUGAUUUUCCAUUGAUGCCUUGUUUCAGUGCUGUUGCUUUCGAGACAGUAUGACAGGACAUUAAAAAAAAAAAAUUUUAAAUGAAAAUUGACACAAGAUUGUGAACAGGAAGUAGUGAUUGGUUCUGGAUGCUCUGUGCUCUUUACUUUCACCUGACGUGUAUGGAUUUUUUUGUACAACGGCUGAUGAUUUUUAUUUUUAUUUUUUGGACGUUGGACAUGCAUCAUUUAAACCUUUAGGGUGUGUGGAUAUUUCAUGUGCAUUUUUUUUUUUAACAAAGAGCUUCUCAGAUAUGAAGAAUGGGAAAUAAAGCAACUUCACCAAAAAAGGAUUUUGAUGGAGGUGAAAUUCGGGGAAGAAGUCGCUCUUUCACUGGAAUAACAUCAAAAUUUCGUAAACGGAGCAAAAGUCCACCCCGAGAACGGAGCUCGUCUUUUACAGAUACCAGGCCUAAAAGAGGGAGUUUCAAAUUUUCUAGUCAUAAUGGAGGUGUUUCCUCUCCAAAUGGGUACAUUCCCUCAGGAGGCAACCAAAGUUCUAGUCCUACCAAAAGCAUCUCCAUCAAGUCUGGUGUCCGAUCUCGAGAGGAGGAAAACGAUUCCUCUAGGUUGUUGUCCACCUCGUGUCCAACUCGCUCCAGACAUUUCCCUCCAUUGCUGGACUCCAACUUGCCAUCUGAGAAUAAGCAAAAAGACACCCUGGGCAGGGACACCAUACGCAGGUCUCUGACUCGGAAAGACAGUGAGUCUCCAAGACUUUGUCCAAAACAGAUGAGACAGAUCUCAAAGGACUUGUAUGGUGAGAAAUUAGCAGAUAUAUCAAAGCGGCGGGGACUGGCUGUCCAGAAUCGAGACUUGUCAAUGUCACAAGCUAGUCUAGGUCACAUGUCUUCUAUGUCACAGUCUCUCCAUAGCUUGGGAAAUAUUGGUUUGGAAGAGGAAGAAGAGAAUAUCGGUCCUGUGUAUGGAAAGAUAGUGCUAAGACAAAAUAGGCCAAGACAUCUACAUAUCAAUAGAUACAGUGGUGAUUUUGAUCUUCGAGUGGGAGCUGGGUCUCUAUUGAACUCUGAUAUGUACAAUAGGCAUUGCAAUCUAGUGCAAAAUAAAAGUCCUGCAGAACCGCAACGCAGGGUAUCCCAGCCUGCUAUGUCAUCAUCAGACUCAAAGGUGAAGGUCAACACACAGCGAUCACCAGAGGAGGUAGUGCAAGCAAGGCGAAUGUUGGUUUAUCGGGCUUUGAAAACUGAUGGUGAAGAACUUGGCCAAAAUAGUGCAGAUCGUAAGUCUAUACCUAUACUAGCUGACAGGCGGUUAAACAAAUCUGCUUCAUCCUUAUACAGAUCUCCCUCACCAAACAGUAGCUUAACUUCACCGCACUCAUUAUUAUCACAUAGCAACAGUGCUUUGUCUCCAGGCAACCAUUCUGUGUCACAUAGCAACAGGUCAUCACAUCAUUCAUCAGUUAGUAACAGUGCUUUGUAUCCAUGUAACCGUUCUGUAUCACCUAGCAACAGAUCAUCUCCAACUAAUGCACCUUCAGAACUUUUGAUUAACAACAGUAACUUGCAAAAUGAUUGCAAUAAUUCAAGGAGUAUGGAAAAUGUUGCACCCCAAACACCAGAAAAGAGUUCUGUUCAUGUGACCCCACCCAAGCUCACCCCAAACAAACGAGCACUGCCAAAUAUUGAUGAGUAUAAAAUUCUCAGUUCAAGUGUGCCUUCAAAUCGCGAAUUGUGGGGAUCUUAUGAAAGCCUAACAAUGCGAUCUAGAAAAAAUGAAGAUCUUUCGGAGGAAUCUGGUGGUAGGGAACGCAGUCACAGUGUAUCAUUAAAUUCUAGACAUGAUUACAAAAAUGUCUACAUUUCUCCUUUGGAAUUGGAAGAUCCUGGAUUUCGUAGUCGCAGCAGUAGUUGGAGUGCACGAGCCCCCAGUAUGGGGACCAGUUUUUCACAAGUACCCCCUGUUAAUCGAUUGUGGAGUUAUAGUGUUACAUCAUUGUCCGACAUGGGAUUAGAGCCAGUUGUACCUUCCAAAAAUAGAUACUUUGAAACAAAGCGUGAUGAAUAUUUUGACUCUGACGUCUUGCGUGACCUGAGCAUGGAGGAGCAAAUGGCAGACUGCUGCCCCUUGUGUCACAUGCCCUUUGACAAAGGGAAGAAGCGCCGGUUGAUUGACACCUGUGGACAUGCCAAGUGUUACAGCUGCAUGUUUAACUACGAUAGCUGUCGAAUCUGUGAAAACAAUCCAACUGGAGCCGGCCAUCACCUGAGACAGAGCAGUGACAUUUCUCCGUUUAAUAAUCGGCCACGGAUGAAGACCAAUGGUCAUUUCACUCCUCUGAUGAGAUCUGAGAUUUCCACUCAGACAACACCCAAAUCUCUAUCCCUGUCAAAUAUGUACAACAGUGGGAAACAGGUACCAGAGCCACAAGUCCCAGCAACCAAACCAAGAUUCUUCAAGCCCAUAGCACUGUCCCCAUCAUCAUCCAAUGCACCACAGUUUGUACCUCCACCACAGAAGAGUUACAAUGACCCCAGGGGCCACAGUAGAGAAUCUACCAUUGAUUCUCCGGAGCUUGGUUUUUCUGGGGACCCUAGUCUGACUCCUAAUGAUGACCUUGAUGAGUUGUCUAAGCUUGACAGAGAAGGACCAGCCCUAGAUGGGACUGAUCAAUUAGAUCCCCCUCCUCCGUCUCCUGAUGUUGCACAGAAUGACCUGUUGGUGAGGCUGGGGUUGUUACUCUCCGAUAAAGGGCGAGCCGGUGAACCAAGUCAUGUGACACCAAUGAGACAGGGUAACCAAGGAAACCAGACAGAGGAAACAUUUACCAGUGUGUCAUCAAUGGGCAGUAAUGAGGCUACCCCAGAGAGGGGAAUCGCUACACCCGACCGGGGAAUAUCCGACACCAGCCCCUUGUCAACCCUCACUGCUUCCUCUGGCAGUGAGAGGGGCCAUUACACUGGAAUCAGAAUGGGAACUGAGUCCCUGUAUACAAGCAGGGACCCCAGUGCUGAGAGCAUGAAUUCCUUCAUGUCUACAAGUACUGGGAACAGUAUGAGUCCCCAUACCACCACACAGCGGCCACACUCCAUUACAACCUCAACACCAGGACAGAUAGAGGAUUUGUUUGGAAAGAGAGGAAACUUCCGCAGAUCUUCAGCCCGUGCCACAAUUGGCCAUGCAAAUGAACGUCGUAUCAACAUUACUCCAAUCAAACCACCUCAAAUUAGACUUAAAGCCCUACCGUUUGAGGUACCCCACAAUGAAGGAAAAGCUUUGUUUGUUGGAAGGGAAUGGCUGUUCAAGGAUAUAGAAAUGGCCCUCAACAGUGAGCCAACCACAAACAGGGUGAGGGGUGUGGUCCUGACUGGGGGUAUAGGGGCAGGGAAAACGGCCAUUGUAGAACAACUAGUGGACUGCAGCGUCUUCACUGAUGGCAGGAGUGGACUCAUAGAAGGAAGUGAACACAAGAUAAACAGGGAUCGCAUGGUGUACAAUGGUCUAACGAAUUACAGUCCAAAGUCCACUCUGUCUCAUGGUCUCAGUGCAUCCUCCUCCAACUUGACGUACAACAGCCUGAGGAGCCUGGGAUCACAAAUUGUGGCUUUCCACUACUGUCAGGCCGACAACAACAUUACGUGCCUGGUGCCCGAGUUUGUCCACAGCCUAGCAGCCCGUCUGACGCAGGCACCACAGCUUGCUGCCUAUCACGAGCUGAUCCUACAAGAUCCACAACUACAACAUGUGCUCAGUCUGAAGGAAUGUGUACAGGACCCAUCCAGUGCUUUCAUUAAAGGAGUCCUAGAACCUUUGGAGAUGUUGAAGGAAAGUGGGAAAAUUACGUCAGACAGUUGUGUGGUUGUGAUAGACUCUUUAAAUGAAGCAGAGUUUCAUAAGCCUGAUUAUGGAGACACUGUGGCCUCGUUUCUGUGUCGACAUGUAGAACAAUUCCCCCAGUGGCUGAAGUUGAUUUUAACUGUGCAUUCUUCUUUGGUGGAUAUAACGAAAGAUCUUUAUUUCAACACAAUUUGUAUCGACCGUGACCAAAGCAAUGAUUUGAUAGGCAAGGACCUCAUAGAUUAUGUGAACCACAGAAUUGAAACCAACCCAAGCAUUGGAAACAAUAUAUCUCUGAAUGGCAAAAUGGAACAAUCUGCACAAGUCAAAUUCUGUCAUCAUCUACAAACACUGAGCAAAGGGUCCUUCUUGUUCUGCAAGAUGACCUUAGACUUAAUCGAAAGAGGACAUCUGGUGCUUAAAAGUUCAAAUUACAAAAUUUUACCCAUGAAUAUCUCUGAAGUGUUUCUAUUACAUUUCAACUUGAAAUUCCAAAGUGUGAGAUCUUUUGAGAAAGUUUCUCCGAUUUUGGCUGUGUGUCUGGCCACGCUUUAUCCUAUGAACCUGGAGGAAAUUUAUGACACCAUAAACUCUGGUUAUACAGAGCACUUCCUGUCUUGGGAAGAGUUUACCCUGAGGAUGAACAUGCUGCAGGGAUUUCUGUAUCUCCGUAAAGACUCCACCUACAUGUUCUUCCACCCUGCUUUUAGGGAGUGGUUAAUUCGCCGUGAUGAGGCAGAUAAUCCAAAGUUUCUCUGUGAUCUUCGUGGUGCCGAAUUUGACCCAAGACUUGGCCAUGCUCUCAUGUCUUUCAAGCUGUCUAGGAUAUCUGCCCCUCUCAAUGCAGAUAAGACCAUAGAACUAGGGCAUCACAUACUGAAGGCCCACAUCUACAAGAAUGUUAGCAAGCAGCGCGGCUACUCCUCACGUGACAUGCAGGCCUAUUGGAUGGCUCUCAGCUCUGAGAGCCUCAGUGUUGCCUUUUCCUCUCAUCGAAACCUCUUUUCUCCUAAUGUCAAGGUCAGUCGGUUGAUUUUGCUGUCCGGUGCGAACCCCAACACUAGGACCCCAUACCAGAACAACUCCCCGGUCCUCUGUGUGGCUGCCAAGGAGGGGUUCACAGACAUGGUGUCGCUCCUUCUAGAAUUCAGUGCCAGCGUGGAUGCCGUAUCAGAGAGUGGCAUGUCGGCGCUGUGUUACGCGGCUAGUGCAGGGCACACGGAAAUCUUACGAAUGCUGUGCCAGAGGAAUGCAAGGUUGUCCCAUGUGGAUAAGAGUGGUCAGUGCCCAGCUGUUCAUGCAGCCAUGCAUGGUCACUUAGAUGCCCUCAUCUACCUUCUUCAGUGUGAUUGGUCAGAAUAUGAUGGUCAAUUAACCAAGGUGGAGGCUAUGCAACAGGCCAUGGUGGCUUCUGCUGCCACAGGUCAUGUCAAUAUCAUUGACUUCUUACUACAUAACUACUCUGCAACCACUGAUGGGUUUGGAAUCAACUACUGUGAUACAUUGCUGGGAGACACAGCCUUGACUGCCUCCUGUUGGCAUGGCCACAAAGAUGUGGUGUUGUUCCUGAUAGACCAAGGGGCCAGUCUACACCAACCCAACAACAAGACCCUGACCCCCCUCCUGUGUGCAGUGGACGCUGGUCACUGGGAUGUGGCUGACCUACUUCUAGGCAUGGGGUCCUCUCUAGAACAGACAGACAAGCAUGGACGAACGCCUUUAAUGAUAGCAGCCUACAAAGGCCACAUCGGGGUACUGGAGAUGCUGUUAGCAAGAGGAGGCUCCCUGCAUCAGGUGGAUAAGGAAGGAUUGACUGCUCUCUGCUGGGCCUGUCUGAAGGGGCACCAUCACAUCAUACAGACCUUACUGGACAAGGGAGCUAACCUCCAUCAUGUGGACAGAAGGGGAAGAACUCCUCUCCAAUUGGCAGCAUUCCAUGGUGAUGCACAAGUGGUGCAAGCUUUGAUUGAGAGGGGGGGUCAGAUAGAGCAUGCGGACCAGAAUGGAAUGAGGGCACUCGAUCGAGCCAUUGACAGGAGGAAUACAGCAGUGGUGGUCUGUUUCCUGAAGAAGGGCGCAAAGUUGGGACAGACCACCUGGGCAGUGGCGGCUGGAAAACCAGAUGUGCUGUUACUACUACUGAACAAAUUAAUGGAGGAUGGAAAUGUCCUGUACAAGAAAAAUCGUAUUCGAGAGGCAGCUCAGCGAUACCAGUAUGCCCUGAAGAAAUUCCCGGACGAUGGACCCGUGGAGGACACCCGCACAUUCAAAGACCUGAAGUUGAAUUUGCUUCUCAAUCUCUCCCGCUGCAAGCGCAAACUGAAUGACUGUCCUUCAGCGAUUGAGCUGGCCACACAAGCAUUGCAUAUAAAAAGUAGAUGUUUCGAGGCAUACUAUGCAAGAGCUAGAGCCAAGCGAGAUGACAGGCAAUUUUCAUCAGCAGUCGAAGAUUUAAAAGAAGCAUUGAAGUUGGCUCCAAAUAAUCGUGAGCUGCAGAGAUUGCUUACGAGGGUUCGAGACGAAUGCACUGAGCAGGCUCGAUAUGAGAACAUGCAGGGAAGUAGAUCCAGUCUGCUGGACCAGGGAGAGAGGCGAGCAGAGGAAACAGCACUGUAGAGGAAGAACAUCUGUUUGAGCACAGUAUAGGAGAAAACAAUGAUAAUUAUCAUGAUGUUUAAACAAAACAGUUAUGAAAUAUGUCAAUUUUUAUUUGUGUGAAAGAACAAGCAAAACUGCAUAGCAACUAACAUUUUGUUUUGCACCAAUUGUUUGAACAAAAGAUUCUGUGAGCUGUAUUGGUUGUGGCAGAUUAAUGAUAAAAAGCUUGUUUUACCCAAGAGUGCUUUUGGUCAUCUAGUAUAUAUGCAUUUAAAAUGCUUUAAAAACUGUUAUUAUUGUGUAUGAAAGAAAUGGCAUCAUCACAUAGUGUUUUUAUGUAUCAGUCAGAACAUACAGUUUGUAAUUAUUACUGGAGGUUUACUACAAUUGUUUAACUCCUCAUAAACAUUUCAUUGCUUGAGUGAAAUGUUUCCAUGAUGAAAGAAGAGAUAAUGGGGGACAACUCUUACACGAACUGUUUAGAAUGUGUUUGAUGGAUAUGCCUGCAUGCUCAUGUGUUUGUUAACCCCAGUGUCUCAGGAACUAGAGGAAGCAUUCCAGUAGGUUUCCAUUGUCUUGUUAUAUCAUUUUUCAUCUUCCAAUACAUGUACAUGUUCUUUCGUUGAUUCUGUGAGUAUUUAAAGAAAGGUGUAUAUAGUGUAUAAUGAACACAUCAAUUGUAGCAUUUAUAAUUUAAAAUCUUCAUUCAUCUCUUUGCCAUGAACAAGUGCAAUUAAUUUUAGUGGAUAUGCCAACAAUUGUUGUCAUUUUUUAUUGAUAAUAAAAAAGAAAUCCUG
Ostrea edulis (European flat oyster) is the source of this 11960-nucleotide messenger RNA. RefSeq names its product protein TANC2-like. The record is from RefSeq and is a predicted model, not a curated record. The transcript is spliced from 21 exons. Gene Ontology annotation, molecular function: protein binding. Lineage: Eukaryota; Metazoa; Mollusca; Bivalvia; Ostreida; Ostreidae. The coding region runs from base 5029 to 11181 and encodes 2050 amino acids.